UCUGCCGUGCUGUAGUAGGGUAAAGACAGCUGCUCUCAGCGACGGAGGAAGGAACGGAAAAAGCCGUACAAUGCAUUAGCCGCAGGCAAUGGCUCGUCCCCAGCUCUCCCAGUGAUUCUCUCACCGAGCCGCUCCGAGAGAAUUAUGGCGUGAGAAAAGCCGUGGGAUAAUUAAAGCGAAACUGUCGGGAGUUACUUGUAGCGGCAGACUCUGCUGCUGCUGCUGCCUGGAAGUUUUUCGUUGUUUUCCCGUCGGGGGGCCCCGACGCUGGCGGCGGCGGCGGCGGCGGCGGCUCUCUCCCCGGAGCGGUGUCCCGGUCUGCCCAGCCCCAUGCAAAACCUAACGGCUCCUGGCGGCCCCGGCAACUCCAAUGUCACCUGCUCCUGCAACUGCACCGCUUCCCAGCCACAGGGAAUGGAGAUAUCUGAACUGGAGUUUGUUCAGAUCAUCAUCAUCAUCGUUGUGAUGACUGUGAUGGUGGUGGUGAUCAUCUGCCUGCUCAACCACUACAAGCUCUCCACCUGGUCUUUCAUAACGAGGCAGAGCCAGGCCCGCAGGCAUGACCAUGCCCUACAACAGGACGGGUGCCUGUGGCCUUCAGACAGCGGCUCUCGGCAAGGCGCCUCGGAGGUGUUAUAUGCUCCGCAGGCGAGGGAUCGCUUCACCGCUCCCUCCUUCAUGCAGCGUGACCGCUUCAGCCGCUUCCAGCCCACCUACCCCUACCUGCAGCAUCAGAUCGACCUGCCGCCCACCAUCUCCCUGUCGGACGGGGAGGAACCACCGCCGUACCAGGGACCCUGCACCCUCCAGCUCCGUGACCCCGAGCAGCAGAUGGAGCUGAACCGCGAGUCGGUGAGGGCACCGCCCAACCGGACCAUCUACGACAGUGACUUGAUCGACAUGGGAGGAGGCGGGAGUCUAGGAGGGGUAGGGGGAGGAGGGGCGGGGAUGGGAGGCGGUGGCCCGAGGCCGCCCAGCAGUAACUCGGGCAUCAGUGCCGCCAACUCCAGCAGCCACGGGCGUAUGGAAGGCCCCCCGCCAGCAUACAGCGAGGUGAUAGGCCACUACCCUGGCUCAGCAUUCUUUCUACACCAGCACAGCAAUAACCAGAGGGUGGGGAGGCCGGGGGGGCUGGGGAGCAGGACAAUCCAGCAGCAGAGCCAAUCAGAAAGCACAAUUGUACCUGCCAAGGCCAAGGACGGCCAACCAGAGGACUUGGUGUGAAGAAACAGGGAGGGGAGAGGUAGGGCCACCCACCCCAGACUGAGAUCUGUGUCUCUCGUUCACCCCAGACCUCCUGUAAGCCGGGGUCUCUCUUAUCGCUCUCUCUCACGUCCUCUCUCCACACUCCCAUGCACAAACACACCAACUUUAGCUACAGAAACGAGCAAAGAGAGGAACCAACAACUGAUCUCAUUUCAUCCAUGCGCUAGCACUGCUGGGACAGGAUGUACGCACUGUGUCCAGACUUUUUUUUUUCUCCUUAUUUUAAGAAAGAACCACACUGCUAGCACAGAUUGAAACAGUUUUCUCUUUCACCCCCCCACUCCCCCCGGCGGUGAUGCCGCUGUCCCCAGGAACUGAGGAGGGAUCAGUUUUGGGGGGGUUUGUUGUUUUCUUCUUUCUUCAUUGUUUUUCUGUUUUUGGACCGGGAUCUGUGCACAAAGCGAGAACUGAGAAUCAAGGACUUUACAGAGAACACAACGAAACAAGAGACUCACAAACCCAAAUCUUAGUGCCAAGGUUCACAAGGAAGCAAAACAAAGGGGGGGGGGAUGACUUCUAACAUUGAAAACACAAAAGAAACGUUAUCUCAAAGUUGCACUAUCUUUUUGUUGUAAAAGAGAAGAGGGAAAUGAUGUUAUGUUAUAACAGCGAUGUUUUUAAUUUCCUGUCUUGUUUGUUUGUUUUUUGGCCUUUUUGUGAAUGGACUGAUUGACUGACUGAACUUUGGCUCCAAAGUUGUUUUGAACAAUUGGGAGCAAAAACAAAAAAACAAAACAAAAAAAACCCAACAACAACAAAAAAACAACAACAAAAAAAAAACAAGUAUUAUAAGCUUAUGUCCUUCCUUUUUUGAAAACCGCAAGAAAUCCUUGUACCCAGCCUAAACAUCUCUGUCUGCUUACACCACAGGCACAGUGAGACUUAGUAAGAGAAUAACCUGUACUGCUUCAUGUCUGCGUUCACAUCAUGGGGAGGGGUGGGGGGGUAAUCUGCCUCAUGAGCAGCUGCUGGAUUGAUGGCGUGUUAUAACUAACCACCAGAGGAAGUGAGCAAAGAUUAGAGUCGUAAACACAGCUUGGCUGGAUUCAGUGCGAUCCAGGCUCAGGUUUGUGAGAUAUCAGCCCAGCUGUUUUGAUAUCAAAAAAGCCCUCAGCCCCUGUUAAGGAGGGUCUGUCUAGCAGGUGGUCAGAGCAGAUUCUUCUCAUUUCAAAUCUACCCUGACUGCUGAGUACCUGAUGUUUCCUCUCGCCCCCCUUCCCUGCAUCCAGGUCCACCGCCCUUCCCCAAAUGCUCGUCUCAGACAUCUUGCACAGUGCAUUCUGCCAACAGCCACCACACUGAACUCGAACCCACACAGAAAAACACAAAAUAUGUGAAGAAGAAGAAGGAGGGGGGGAAAAAAAGAAGGCUCGACUCUCCAUCUUCACGUUUCUAAAGCCACAAAAGAAUGACACAAAGUGAAGAUUCCUGUCUGCGUCUGUCAGCACAGAGAUCAGGUUUUUAAAGGAAAAUUGUCUGUGGUCAAAGUCAAAGGGCUAUGGGAGGCUCCUUUUUGUAAAAGAAACACAGAAAAAAAACCUUUUUGAAAAUCUAGCCUUUUUCUCUGCUCAUCGUUGCCUUCUCCUCUGCUCUUGCGCUUUAUCUGUCUCUGUUUCCUGUUUGCGCCAGUCCCCCUCCCCCCUUUUCUAACGGCGUCUCCGGUAAACACUGUUCAUCAUCACUCCUUCCAUCCAUCCGUGUGCAGGAAAAGUGCGAUCAAAUGAUGCAGAGUCCGCCGAGCCCUUUAAAGUGGAGACUGGAGUGGAGUUCUCAUUCGGCAGCGUGCUGGUGCAGCCCUCUCCUCGCUGUAUAAGUGUGUACACGUGUGCGUUUGUUGGUCAGACCUUUUAACAACACAGAAAAGCACUUAAUGCUCCUGCAGGAGGUGUGUGUGUGUGUGUGUGUGUGUGUGUGUGUGUGUGUGUGUGUGUGUGCGUGUGUGUGCGUGUGUGUGUGUGAUUGUAACUGAAUGAUUUAUUAACUGACUCCAGUUUAAACAUUCAAGGACAUAUUACUUCUUUAUCACAGCUUCAGUUCAGCUUUCAUCAGGAUACAGUCGAGUGUCUUUCUUAAAAAGGCAGAAAUGCUCCAUGUUUGAUUGUCACAGUGCAGAGGUGACAUCCCAGUGAGCCUCAAACAAAGUGGACGCAUCCAGCAAACCCCAAAAAGGAAAAGCCCAGCUGCAUACUACGUACUGGUUCCAGGCGUGCUCGCAGUACAGCCUCAGCACGUCGGCGUGCACGCGGGACAUGCUUGAGUGAAGUGCAGUCUUUAUAGUCCCUCCAUGUAUUAAAUCUUUGAAAAACGAAAGCUCUGCUUUCUUUUCAAGAUCAGAGGACAAGGCUGUAUGAAUUUAAUGUUUCUCCUACUCUCAGCAAAUCCCAUGAAAGUGUCUAAAUACUUUUGCGACCUCCUCACCCCGUCUGUAGCGCUCGGCACUCAGCACCAGUUCCAUUCAUUUCUGCUGAACAGACAAAAUAUUUAAAAGAAGCAUUUGGCUCAAGGUUAAAUUAGUGUGUUUCUUGUUAAUGCCAAAAUUCAUCGUCGAAGAGCAAUCGCUUUCACAGUCCGCUGUUGUCACGAUUUUAAAGCUCUGUACGUGGGAGUCAUUAUGACAGGUCUGUUAGUGGAGCUUUUUAAAAAAAAAAAAAAUAAUAAUAUCCAACCAGUGGAUUUUUCAGCGUGAGGCUCACAGGGAGGUGGGUGCAGCACCUGGACGCUGCACACGUGGCUCUAGUUAGAUUUGGACUGGUUGAGGACUAUUUUAAGCUCAAACACAUUUGGUGCUCUAGUGGGCACUAGCACCCACAGGAAGGCUGUGUGAGUCCAUGUCCAUGUAAACGGCUGCGUGCUGGUAAUGAAGGAACAUGCUUUCCAGUGCGACUCACUGUUAUUCAACCACAGUCGGGCUCAUGGGAAUAACAUGCUAACAAUAACACGUUUGCAGAAAACGUGUGAAUUUGUUGCCAGGAUGUUUCAGAAAAGCUGAAGAAGUCGCAGGAUGUUUCACAGCUAACUGGCAACAGGUCCAUAGCAUCUUUGAUUAGAAAGGAUCGUCUUUCAGUAAAGACGGUUAGUGAUACGAUACUCUGAAGACUGCAAGGGAAAACGUGUCUGUGGCCACGCUCGUGCCAGAUGAAACCCUCAGUAAUGCUGGGUGAUGGAGCAACAUGUGGUCCCACCCUGAUGAUCUUUCAGUGAAGCCUCUGCUUCUCAUACCUAUGGGAUGAGCUGCUAGGAUCAAAUUUAAGCGACGCGUGAAAAAUGUAGUCUGAUCAUUUGAUAUAAUCUUGUUUAAACUGUACUCAUUUAAAUUAUUUCCAUUAGGCUGUGGUGGGUUUGUAACAUUUUACACUGAAUCCCAGGGUGCACUGGGAACAUGCAGUACUUACGAAUCUUUUCAUGGGAUUUGUUGACAAGAAAAAAAUAUAAAGUAACACCAGGCUGAACAUCUUUUGUCACUCCUUGUUAGCGCAAAACUUGAUGUCUUGUAUGACGAAUACACAAACCUCUGUAGCAUGAAAUGAAAUGUGUCGGUGUAGAUCACCUGCUGCUGCCAGAUGAACACGGGUGAUUAUUGGACGAGUGCAGCAGUGUUCGAUGGCAUCAUGCCAAACAGCUGAGGUGGAAGCAGGAAGUGGUUCUUCAUGUAUGUUUGUCCCCCUCCUUCCACACUCAUGAGUCACUUAUAAGAAAGUUUCAGUCAGUCUGAACAGAAGCCCCGUCGCCAUCGGUGUGUUUGAAUGUCCCAGUGGUGAUCAGCUGACUCUAAGGUUUUGUUGUGUGUGUGUGAGUGAGAUCACAUCGCUGCUAUUGCUGUUGCCGCUGCUACUGUUGUUGCUACUGCUGCUUCUCAUGCUCACCCCAACCCGCCCAAAGUCUUUGUAUCACCCCCUCCCCCCUCACAUCAACCAGAAGGAGAGAAAUCUGGCCCUUUGCAGUCAAACCCACAAGUAUUGAGACAUCAAGCCUUGUGUUCCAACACUUUGACUUCAGACGAGCAGAGGUGUGUUUACCUAGCAAAGAUUGUCCCAACACUUUUGGCCUUUGACCUACUCCAGCCCCACAUCUUCUUCCCCCGUUUUUUUAAAUAUUUUUUCCUUCUUCUUUUUUGUUCUCUGCUUGUUCUUUCUGCGCAGUCAUAGCUUGUAAAUGGAGGAUACAAAGAUGAAUUUUAUGUUUUCUACAAGGAGGUUUGCAUGUUACUAUUAUGUGAGUAAAUAAGGUGCCUAACGUUCAUGUUUGAGCAGACCACACCUCAGUCAGACUGCUGCUGGGAAUCCGCGAGGGUGGCUUCAUCGCCGCCUGUCUGGCAGAAUAGAGAAGCAGAGUGCGAGGACGGCCAAAAAGCGAUCCUUUCUGUCUUUUUGUUUUUUCCUCUCUCUAAAGUCUUGGACGGAUGAGCCUGCUCCGACAUUUAGGAUUCUGGGGCGUUCUCAAGCUCUUGUUAAUUUAGCGACACCCACCCUCCCUCCCAAUGAGCAACAGUGUGCCUGUUUCCAAACUUGCUGCUCCACCUUGAACUUUUUUUUAUUUUAAUUUUUUUGAGUGCGGCAGUUGCUCACCGGCCAUUGUGCCAGACAGGACCGGUCGCUCCUAGAGAAGCCACCGAAGCCAUUCCAAGCAGUAAUGUGACCCGUGUGGAGCAGACAUAGGAAACCCACUUGCACUCAAAAAGCUCCCACCUUCGUUGUGCCUCACUUCCAACGGUGCUUUUUUCAGUAGUCUGUCUUUCUUUAUGUUUGUUUGUAAGAUGCUGUAUAUAACUUGAAUAUAUUAUGCACAUAUCCUACCCAAUGGGUAGAAACCACAAAAAGAUGUUGUGAAUAAUGUAAUAUAAUGUAUAGACGAUAUAAGAAUUUUAAGAAGGCAGCAUCAAAUUUGUAAAUGCCUACAGUUAAAAAUGUGCUUUGUCUUUUUUUUUCCUUUUCUUUUUUAAAAAUAAGAAAACGUGGUUUGCAAAGUACGCUUAGAAAAUGGUUGCAACACAAAUACAAAUUACUACUUAAUAAUAAUAUUUUGCUAUGAAUAGUCUGUUAUGAGGACGAGAGAACCUCGGGAUUAAGGACCCUCGUUGAGAGACGAUAUUCACGUGUUUGUCGGAUUCUUCUGUCACAGUGCCAGCCAUCAUUUAGGCACUGGCUGAUGAUUUUUCUUUUGACCAACUAACAAAUGUAUAGCUCUAUUAUACAGAUCUUUUAAGAAAACAUAUAUCUCACACACACACACACGAGAGCUGUCAGCACUUCUCCGUGAUCUAGGAGAAUGUGCUCCUCUGUACGUCUGAUUUUUAGUUUUUGUAAUUCUGCCAAAGUGUAAAAACUCGCUGAGCACACCGGGCUCUGCUUAUUGGUCCGGCUGGAUGUUUAGGCAUUUCAGCUCUAGUUUUUAAUUGCAUGGUUGUCAAAGAGGAAAACCAUCAAUGGAGGGGAAGAAGGAAAAAAAAUCCAUUUAGUGGUUCAGUUUGGGAAGUUGCACCAGCAUGGCACGAGCGAGGGGAAAAAAGCCGUUCAAACUGUCACUUCUUUUGUUUUUGUUUGUUUCCUCUGUUAUUUUUCACAAUUAUUUUCUACAUUAUAAUGUUAUAUGUGGCACAGUAUAUUAAAACAAAAGUCAUGUUUAAUCUGCAGUCAUUUAUUUACAGUAUGUACUGAAAAUAACUCCACUGUACAAUAACCGCAGAGCAUGUUCAUUCUUAUCUAUAGACGAUGUACAUAGCAACGCGCCAUGUUCUCUUUGAAGCACCAAAUAAGUGGCAGUUGUGUAGUUUAUAUUUGGAAAUGGUCUCUAUUGUAACUUUGGCUGGCGUGCCGCUCGGCUCUCCUCUUCCUUUAAUUUCAAUUUAAACGUUUUUCUUUCUCUUUUUCGUUUCCUGCACUAGCUUGAAGAAUUAACGGGCUCAGACUGAUCUUUUAUUUGAUUUCUCUCUUCGCAGUGCUCUCUCUCUCUCUCUCUCAGAAAUGUGUACUCGACUGCUGACAAGACCACAAGUAGCUCUUUUUACUGUUCCUGAUUUUAAUGACGACGAUAUCGUGUCAACGGUUUGGUAUUCUCUCAGUCUUGACAGCUAACAUAGGACUGCUUCCAUCAUGGGUUUUGUAACAUUGUUUAGCUUUCGUUACAAAAAUGAUUCUUCCUCUCCCCCCUCUGUGCUCAAAUCUAGAUAUAUAUGGCUGUAUUCAGUAACCAUACAAUGUGUGUGUGAUUUUAUAUAUAUCUAUAUAAAUAUAUAUAUAUAUAUAAUAUAAAAUACACACACAUACACACAAACACAGAGGUAAAAUUGUUGUGUAUUUUUGCCUCUUUUUAUUUAAGCAAUUGUGAUGUAAUAGGUUUUAGGCCUAAGGUCUGUUAUUGCAAUACUUUUACAGAAAAGAAAAAAAAAAUCAAAAAAUGUUGCUCUAAGUGCUGUUGUAGUCAAAGAUUUUAUGCUUGUACUUAUGCUGUAGUCAAACUGCAGCGUAAUGAAUAAAACUUUAAAAGUGA
Neolamprologus brichardi is the source of this 7752-nucleotide messenger RNA. RefSeq names its product low-density lipoprotein receptor class A domain-containing protein 4-like. Gene Ontology annotation, cellular component: early endosome membrane; Golgi membrane. Gene Ontology annotation, molecular function: R-SMAD binding. Gene Ontology annotation, biological process: negative regulation of transforming growth factor beta receptor signaling pathway. Lineage: Eukaryota; Metazoa; Chordata; Actinopteri; Cichliformes; Cichlidae. The record is from RefSeq and is a predicted model, not a curated record.